Thelazia callipaeda (thelaziosis nematode) is the source of this 4598-nucleotide messenger RNA. The record is from the annotation of a GenBank genome assembly. Lineage: Eukaryota; Metazoa; Nematoda; Chromadorea; Rhabditida; Thelaziidae.
AUGUCAGAAUUUUUGGACAACCAAGCAGAAGAGUCAGAAAAUUCUGGCCUGACAACUGAUACUUCCAUUGACGAAGAAGAUUUAGGACCUCGAGCUAAACGUCAGCGGAAGCAAAAAAAGGAGAAAAGAAAAAAAAGGCGAAUUAGAAGCAGCAUUUACAUCCUUAUGGUGUCUAUUCACCGUAAUAAGUUAUGCAAUGCCAGUGAUGAGGAAGACGAGGAAGAUGAUGAUGUAGAGGAUGAUGAAGCUAAAAUUCAAAAAGAAAUGGCUGGUUUUGUAGUUGAUGAAGACGAAGCUGAUGAAGAUGAGGGUGAUGAAAAUGAGGACGAUGAUCGAAGUGACAUAGAAAAAGAUGGGGAUCUCGAGCUAGAUGAUGAAGAUUUGGAUUUAUUAAAUGACAAUUUAGACAUACAGCAACGUCCAGCUGGUGGUCGUGUGGUAAUUGAAAGUGAUGAGGAGGAGGAUCAGGACUUGAACAAAAAUAGUCUUUAUGAUAGAGUUGGUGAUGGUGAUCAACGCAGUGAUAACAGAGAUGAAGAACGGCGCGAUUUUGAUGGUGAUAUGGGUUCGGGUUCUGAAAGCGAACAUUCUGAAGAUGACUUUAUUGUUACUGAUGAUGGGCAGCAAACACGUCAUCGACAGCGUCGUUAUCGUUUAGCAGAUGUACCAGAACAAGCCAUUGAUGAUGCAAGAGAAAUCUUUGGAGUCGACGAUUUUAAUUUCGCGGAGUUUUACGAUGAAGAUGCAGAGCCAGGGGAAGAAGAGGAUGACUACCCAGAAGAUGAAGAACAGGAAAUAGAAGGUGCUGAUGUUUCGCGGUCACGUAAGUUAAAACUGAAAGAGAAAAAAGCUACAUUGAUGGAUACAAUAGAACCUGCUGAGCUUGAAGAAAAAUUGUUGUCUCCUACCGAUAAACGUAUACAAUUAGAUGAUCGACCAGAGCGUUUUCAACUUCGUAGAGUCCCAGUAAGUGAAGCCGAUGAGCAGGAGCUUGAAUUUGAAGCGAAAUGGAUUUACCAGUAUGCGUUUGACAACGCAACUUUGUCGGAACAGGAAGAUACUUGUCUCACUGUAUUGUCAAACCCAGAUCUUCGUAUUGACGAACGAACGAAAGUAGCUAUCGAAGCCCCUGAUAAAAUCAAAGAGGCCUUGAAAUUCAUUCGCAAUCAAUUAUUUGAAGUGCCGUUCAUAGCAUUCUACCGUAAAGAAUAUGUGGAAUCGUGUUUAGUAAUUAAUGAUUUAUGGAAAGUAUAUCAGUGGGAUGAAAAGUGGUGUCAUCUGCAGCAAAGAAAAAGACGACUCUUAGAGUUAAUGAAACGUAUGUUAAAUUAUCAGAUGGAAAAUGAUAAUGCAGCUGGAAUGCGUAUUGUCACAGAGCAGGAUAUGAAUGAAGUGCAUGGUGUACAAACAGUCGAAGGUUUAAUGGAUGUUUCGACAAAAUUCCAGUUGUAUUACGGUCCUGAAGUACCCAAAAUGAUAGAUUGGGAAAAAAUCCAGAAUUUAAGUGAAGAUGAUCCGGAACGCGAAGCUGCGGAAAUGCGUUUUCGUGCUGCCACAAGAACUGAUAGGUAUAUGUUGUGUAUUCAAAAUGGACUAACUGGUUUGGCUUCACGUUUCGGUUUGACUCCACUGCAGUUUGCGGAAAAUUUGGACUGGAGGCGGCAUGAUAUUGUGCAAGAUGAUGAAGAACCAUUAAAAGCUGCUGAACAAUAUGUUUGUCAAAGUUUUCCCACUCCAGAAGCAGUUUUGACUGGUGCUAUACAUGUUGUUGCAAAGCAGCUAAGUAGAGAACCAAAAGUUCGUGAGCUGCUAAGAUCGCGCUAUAGGUUGCGAUUGAAGAUUUCAGUUCAUCCCACAAAAAAAGGAAGAGAGGAAAUUGAUGAGAAUCACAAAUUGUGGCCUAGAAGGUACAUACGUGACAAACCUGUGAUGAAUUUACGGCAUGAUGAAUACUUGUGGUAUGUUCAAGCUCGUAAUGCUGGGUUAUUGGUUUUAAAGUUGCAUUGUGACACAGAAGAAGAUGUGAGAUUUAAAAAAACGCUACUUCAAGACUUUCUUUCGGAUCAGCCAUAUCACCGAGAUGAAUAUUCCCGUGUUGUUGAUUUAUGGAAUAGAGUCAGAGAAGAAGCUUUGACAGUUUGUGUCAAUAAUUUCCUUUUACCAGUUUUCGAACGCGAAGCUCACGAAAGGCUUUUGCAGGAAUCAAAAGAUUAUGUAAUUAAACAAAGCACGCAAAAUCUCUAUGAUCGAAUCAAAACUGCGGCUUAUCUUAGUAUGCAUGAAGGCGAUGAUGACUUUGAGAAUGGAUUUGGUGGAGGGAUGAAAGUUUUGAGUAUUGCAUAUCCCGAAGAAAGAGAUCAGGCAUCUUUCUGUGCUCUCAUCGACCAUGAUGGUCAAGUAAUAGAUCAUCUGCGAUUAGUCCACAUCACGAAGAGUAUCAAUUCAAAAAAGCCCGGAGACGCAAAUUUGAAGCGUGAGAGCAUGAAUUAUUUGCGCAAAUUUAUUGAGAAGCGUCGCCCUCAUGUAAUCACAAUAUGUGGUGAAAACAUGGAUGCUCAUUAUCUUCGCCGAGAUAUUGAAUCAUUGCUACACGAAAUUGCUGGAGCUGCACAAGAAGUUGCAGUCGAAAUUGUUGAUAAUGAAGCAGCUAAAAUUUACAUGUACAGUAAACAAGCUUCUAUUGAGUUUCCUGACUAUCCUCCAUUGUUGAGGCAAGCAGUUUCAGUAGGGCGCUUGCUGUUGGACCCAUUGAUCGAGUACGCUCACUUGUGUAAUACAGACAACGAUAUUCUUUGUGUUUCAUACCACCCCUUACAAAGUGAAGUCAACAAGGCAGAGGAAUUGUUAUUUGCACUAUCACUGGAAUUUAUAAACAGAGUAAAUGAAGUCGGUGUAGAUGUAAAUCGAUGUUUGGAGUACCCUCAUACUUCAUAUUUAUUGCAAUUCGUUUGUGGUUUGGGUCCGAGGAAGGCUGCAUAUUUAUUGAAAAUAUUGAAGCAGAAUGAUAAUCUUUUAGAAAGCCGAACCAAAUUAGUUACGCUAUGUCGCAUGGGGCCAAAAGUAUUUAUGAAUUCUGCUGGUUUUAUAAAGAUUGAUACGACCAAGGUAUCUGAAAGAACGGAUGCUUAUGUUGAGGUACUAGAUGGGUCUCGCGUUCAUCCUGAAACGUAUGAAUGGGCUCGGAAGAUGGCAGUUGAUGCCUUGGAAAUUGAUGAUGCUGCUGAUCCUACUAGUGCUUUGGAAGAAAUUUUGCAAAAUCCUGACAAACUUAAGGAUCUUGAUUUGGAUGCUUUUGCUGAAGAACUCGCACGACAAGGUUUCGGUAAUAAAAGUAUUACGUUGUAUGAUAUUCGUGCAGAAUUGAAUCAUCGAUACAAAGAUCUCCGGAUCCCUUACGAAAGUUCUUCGGCUGAAAGAAUUUUCACUAUGUUGACCAAAGAAACUUCUGACUCCAUAGGAAAAUUGGUGAUGGGUCGGGUGAUGCAUAUAGUUUAUCGGAAACCAAGAGAUCCAGAAGAACGAGAACGAGUACCGCCUAUAAGAGAUGAGCGGACGGGUCAGUGGAAGUGCCAAUAUUGCUAUAAACCUGAUUUUAGCAAUACCAACGAGGUUUGGCAGCAUAUUGAUUCCUGCCCUGGGCAACCAAUAGGUGUCAAAGUGCGGUUUGACAACGGUAUAACUGGAUUUAUUCCUAAUAAGUAUAUCUCGGAUCGGCCUGAUUCAUUUGUAGAUCCAAGCGAAAGAGUUCGACGAAACCAGCCUAUCUAUUGUCGCAUAUUAGAAUUAGAUCCUGACAAAUUUUCCGCAACAUGCUCUUGUCGCUCAUCUGAUUUAAAAUGCCUUCAACCUCAGAACAGUGAAUUUGAUCGUUACUUUGAUAAACUAAAGUGUGAGGAAGAUGAUGAAAAAGAUAAAAAAGUGAAAGAGCAAAGGAAGAUCAUAACAUAUUUUGUAAAAAGAGUUAUAUCGCAUCCAUCAUUUCAUAAUGUCACUUUCAAGGAUGCAGAACGAAUGCUUCAAAAAUUUGAACAAGGAGAAGCGAUUAUUCGCCCUAGUUCUAAAUCCGUUUCCCACUUAACAGUGACGUGGAAAGUUGCAGAUGGUAUUUAUCAACAUAUCGAUAUCAAAGAAGAGGGCAAGCAACAUCAAUUCAGUCUUGGAAAAACACUUUUGAUUGGUACCGAAGAAUUCGAAGAUUUGGAUGAAAUUGUUGCUCGUCACAUACAACCAAUGGCUGCGUUAGCUCGUGAUGUUUUAUCUCACAAAUACUUCUUAGACGGUAAGAGGGCCGAAGAGAGAGAUUCCAUUGAAGGUUACUUAAUAGAUGAAAAAAAGCGCAAUCCUCAGAGGAUACCAUAUACACUAACGCCAUCACAAGAUUAUCCUGGAAAAUUUGUUCUAUCUUAUCUACCGCGGAACAAAGUGAGGCAUGAAUAUAUGACCGUAACACCUGAAGGAUUUCGUUUCCGACAGCAACUGUUUCCAAGUCUUGAAGCUCUUUUGGCUUGGUUUAAAGUUCAUUAUCGGGAGCCACCUCCAGGAAGUAAGUUUAGUUUUUGUUCAAAAGAUUGUUUAUUGUGUAUAGAAGAGUGCUAAUA